Molecule: messenger RNA, 8001 nt
Organism: Acipenser ruthenus (sterlet)
Lineage: Eukaryota; Metazoa; Chordata; Actinopteri; Acipenseriformes; Acipenseridae
Product: trichohyalin-like
Exons: 9
Coding region: 120-7526 (2468 amino acids)
Molecular function (GO): calcium ion binding
Source: RefSeq, a predicted model, not a curated record
UUUUUUUGUUGGUAAAACAGUCAUCUGGAAACAUUUAUCCUCCAUGCAAAAGUGAUAAAACUGGCAAUCACAGAGGAUCAGAGUCUUUUACUAUCAGUACAAACUUAAACGACGUUAAGAUGUUCCGUUGGGUUUCCCCAAUGAUUUUUUAUGUUAUAUGGUUGAUGGGUGCCAUUAAUUGUGAGACUCAACAUGCAAUACCGGGCAUUGUGGAUCCAGACACUCCACUGCGGACUACAGGAGUGGAACCAAUAUUUCAUGGCUUUUUCCCUCUUAGAGUCUGCCAUGUUACCUUGUUCGAAGAUUAUGGAGAUUUAUUUUCCCCUGUGUUUUUGGGCUCAAACCCGCCGCCUAUCUGGUGCAACUGGACUAUUGUGGCUGACCAAGGGAAGCAAAUUAUUUUGCACUUGUACCAUUUUGCAUCCAAGGAAAACUGUGACAUGAAUGAAGAUCAAAUCAUCUUUGAAGAGCUUCCCGCUAGGAUGGAACCGCAUACAUUGAGUAGAUGCUGGAGCGAAGAAUUUUAUACUUCUCAAUCCAAUAUUCUUUAUGUGUUUUGGCUUUCCAUGGGCAAUCCAAGCAUUAGUAAUGGAGGAUUCUAUGGGAAUUAUGAUGUUUUUGAUGAUGAGAGAAGUAUUGUUCCUACUACUGUAGAGCAGUGGUCUUUUCCCCUCGGACAACUGGGUGAACAUGUGGCAAGUAAAAAUCUGGACUUGUUGAGCACCACUUUAUUUUUGACACAAAGUGAGAAAUUUAGCACCGAAGACCAAGAAGAUAUUGGCAAUACUGCGUACCCAGGGCACACUAAGUUUUAUAAGCAUCUGACAACUCAAAGUGAAACUGAAUAUCUUGAAGGCUAUAAACAUGACCAACACCCACAAAGGAUAACUACUCCAACUGCAAUGGAAAGUGAAGAGCAAUAUCUAGAAAAUAAACACGACCAACUUUCACAAAGUAGAACUACUCCUAAUGUAAUGGAAAGUGAAGCAGAAUCUUCAGAUCACAAUCGUGACAAACAUUCACAAAUGAUUACUCCUCCAAAUGCAACGGAAAGUGAAGAGGAAUCUUUUGAAAGUUAUAAACGUGGCCAGCAUGCAACAGAAAAUGAAACAGAAUAUCUAGAAAACUAUAAACAUGAUCAACAUUCACAAAGGAUUACUCCUCCUCCAAAUGCAAUGGAAAGUGAAACUAAAUAUAUAGAAAAAUAUAAACUUGGCCAGUAUGUAGAAGAAAGUGAAAAAGAAUAUCGAGUAAAAGAACACGACCAACAUUCACAAAGGAUUACUACUCCUCCAAAUGCAAUGGAAAGUGAAACUAAAUAUAUAGAAAACUAUAAACUUGGCCAGUAUGUAGAAGAAAGUGAAAAAGAAUAUCGAGUAAAUGAACACGACCAACAUUCACAAAGUAGAACUACUCCUAAUGUAAUGGAAAGUGAAGCAGAAUCUUCAAAUCACAAUCGUGACAAACAUUCACAAAGGAUUACUACUCCUCCAAAUGCAACGGAAAGUGAAGAGGAAUAUUUUGAAAGUUAUCAACAUGGCCAGCAUGCAAUAGAAAGUGAAACUGAACAUCUAAAAAACUCUAAACAUGACCAACAUUCACAAAGGAUUACUACUCCAACUACAAUGGAAAGCGAAACAGAAUAUGUGGAAAACAGCCCUGAACAGCAUCCACAUAGAAUUACUCCAAAUGCAAUGGAAAAGGAAGAAUAUCGAGCAAAUUAUAAAAAUGACUUGCAUGCAAUGGAUAAUGAAGUGGAAUAUCAAGAAAACAGCCAUCAACAUUCGCAAAUGACAUCUUCUUCAAAUGCAGAAGAAAGUGAAGAGGAAUAUCUAGAAAAUUCUAACCUGUUUGCAGUGGAAAGUGAAAUAGAUCUCAAAAACUCUAAACCUGACCAAUAUUCACAAGAGAUUACUACUCCAAAUGCAAUGGAAGUAGAGGAAUACCUAGAAAACUAUAAACAUGACCAGCAUGCAAAGGAAACGGAAUAUCAAGUAAAUGAACAUGACCAGCAUUCCCAAAGGAUUACUACUCCAAAUGCAACGGAAAGGGAAGAGGAAUAUCUAGAAAACUAUAAACAUGGCCAGUAUGCAAUGGAAACGGAAUAUCAAGUAAAUGAACAUGACCAGCAUUCCCAAAGGAUUACUACUCCAAAUGCAACGGAAAGUGAAGAGGAAUCUUUUGAAAGUUAUAAACGUGGCCAGCAUGCAACAAAAAAUGAAACGGAAUAUCUAGAAAACUCUAAACAUGACCAACAUUCACAAAGGAUUACUACUCCAACUACAAUGGUAAGCAAAACGGAAUAUGUAGAAAACAGCCCUGAACAGCAUCCACAUAGGAUUACUCCAAAUGCAAUGGAAAAGGAAGAAUAUCGAGCAAAUUAUAAAAAUGACUUGCAUGCAAUGGAUAAUGAAGUGGAAUAUCAAGAAAACAUCAGUCAACAUUCGCAAAUGACAACUUCUUCAAAUGCAGAAGAAAAUGAAGAGGAAUAUCUAGACAAUUAUAAACAUGGUCAGUAUGCAACGGAAAGUAAAACAGAAUUUCUAAACUAUGAACAUGACCAAGAGUCCCAAAGGAUUAUUACUCUAAAUGCAAUGGAGAGUGAAGAGGAAUAUCUAGAAAAUUCUAACCUGUUUGCAGUGGAAAGUGAAAUAGAUCUCAAAAACUCUAAACCUGACCAAUAUUCACAAGAGAUUAUUACUCCAAAUGCAAUGGAAGUAGAGGAAUACCUAGAAAACUAUAAACAUGACCAGCAUGCAAAGGAAACGGAAUAUCAAGUAAAUGAACAUGACCAGCAUUCCCAAAGGAUUACAACUCGAAAUGCAACGGAAAGGGAAGAGGAAUAUCUAGAAAACUAUAAACAUGACCAGCAUGCAAAGGAAACGGAAUAUCAAGUAAAUGAACAUGACCAACAUUCACAAAGGAUUACUACUCCAAAUGCAACGGAAAGGGAAGAGGAAUCUUUUGAAAGUUAUAAACAUGACCAGCAUGCAAAGGAAACGGAAUAUCAAGUAAAUGAACAUGACCAGCAUUCCCAAAGGAUUACUACUCCAAAUGCAACGGAAAGGGAAGAGGAAUAUCUAGAAAAUUAUAAACAUGGCCAGUAUGCAAUGGAAGGUAAAACAGAAUAUCUAAACUAUGAACAUGACCAAGAUUCCCAAAGGAUUACUACUAUAAAUGCAAUGGAAAGUGAAACUAAAUAUAUAGAAAACUAUAAACAUGGCCAGUAUGCAGAAGAAAGUGAAACUGAACAUCUAAAAAACUCUAAACAUGACCAACAUUCACAAAGGAUUACUACUCCAACUACAAUGGAAAGCGAAACAGAAUAUGUGGAAAACAGCCCUGAACAGCAUCCACAUAGAAUUACUCCAAAUGCAAUGGAAAAGGAAGAAUAUCGAGCAAAUUAUAAAAAUGACUUGCAGGCAAUGGAUAAUGAAGUGGAAUAUCAAGAAAACAGCCAUCAACAUUCGCAAAUGACAUCUUCUUCAAAUGCAAAAGAAAAUGAAGAGGAAUAUCUAGACAAUUAUAAACAUGGCCAGUAUGCAACAGAAAGUAAAACAGAAUUUCUAAACUAUGGACAUGACCAAGAGUCCCAAAGGAUUAUUGCUCUAAAUGCAAUGGAGAGUGAAGAGGAAUAUCUAGAAAAUUCUAACCUGUUUGCAGUGGAAAGUGAAAUAGAUCUCAAAAACUCUAAACCUGACCAAUAUUCACAAGAGAUUACUACUCCAAAUGCAAUGGAAGUAGAGGAAUACCUAGAAAACUAUAAACAUGACCAGCAUGCAAAGGAAACGGAAUAUCAAGUAAAUGAACACAACCAACAUUCCCAAAGGAUUACUCCUCCAAAUGCAAUGGAAAGUGAAGAGGAAUAUUUUGAAAGUUAUCAACAUGGCCAGCAUGCAAUAGAAAGUGAAACUGAACAUCUAAAAAACUCUAAACAUGACCAACAUUCACAAAGGAUUACUACUCCAACUACAAUGGAAAGCGAAACCGAAUAUGUGGAAAACAGCCCUGAACAGCAUCCACAUAGAAUUACUCCAAAUGCAAUGGAAAAGGAAGAAUAUCGAGCAAAUUAUAAAAAUGACUUGCAUGCAAUGGAUAAUGAAGUGGAAUAUCAAGAAAACAGCCAUCAACAUUCGCAAAUGACAUCUUCUUCAAAUGCAGAAGAAAGUGAAGAGGAAUAUCUAGAAAAUUCUAACCUGUUUGCAGUGGAAAGUGAAAUAGAUCUCAAAAACUCUAAACCUGACCAAUAUUCACAAGAGAUUACUACUCCAAAUGCAAUGGAAGUAGAGGAAUACCUAGAACACUAUAAACAUGACCAGCAUGCAAAGGAAACGGAAUAUCAAGUAAAUGAACAUGACCAGCAUUCCCAAAGGAUUACUACUCCAAAUGCAAUGGAAAGUGAAGAGGAAUCUUUUGAAAGUUAUAAACAUGGCCAGCAUGCAAAGGAAACGGAAUAUCAAGUAAAUGAACAUGACCAGCAUUCCCAAAGGAUUACUACUCCAAAUGCAAUGGAAAGUGAAGAGGAAUCUUUUGAAAGUUAUAAACAUGGCCAGCAUGCAAAGGAAACGGAAUAUCAAGUAAAUGAACAUGACCAGCAUUCCCAAAGGAUUACUACUCCAAAUGCAAUGGAAAGUGAAGAGGAAUCUUUUGAAAGUUAUAAACGUGGCCAGCAUGCAACAAAAAAUGAAACAGAAUAUCUAAACUCUAAACAUGACCAACAUUCACAAAGGAUUACUACUCCAACUACAAUGGAAAGCAAAACGGAAUAUGUAGAAAACAGCCCUGAACAGCAUCCACAUAGGAUUACUCCAAAUGCAAUGGAAAAGGAAGAAUAUCGAGCAAAUUAUAAAAAUGACUUGCAUGCAAUGGAUAAUGAAGUGGAAUAUCAAGAAAACAUCAGUCAACAUUCGCAAAUGACAACUUCUUCAAAUGCAGAAGAAAAUGAAGAGGAAUAUCUAGACAAUUAUAAACAUGGUCAGUAUGCAACGGAAAGUAAAACAGAAUUUCUAAACUAUGGACAUGACCAAGAGUCCCAAAGGAUUAUUACUCUAAAUGCAAUGGAGAGUGAAGAGGAAUAUCUAGAAAAUUCUAACCUGUUUGCAGUGGAAAGUGAAAUAGAUCUCAAAAACUCUAAACCUGACCAAUAUUCACAAGAGAUUACUACUCCAAAUGCAAUGGAAGUAGAGGAAUACCUAGAAAACUAUAAACAUGACCAGCAUGCAAAGGAAACGGAAUAUCAAGUAAAUGAACACGACCAACAUUCACAAAGGAUUACUACUCCAAAUGCAACGGAAAGGGAAGAGGAAUAUCUAGAAAAUUAUAAACAUGACCAACAUGCAAAGGAAACGGAAUAUCAAGUAAAUGAACAUGACCAGCAUUCCCAAAGGAUUACUACUCCAAAUGCAACGGAAAGGGAAGAGGAAUAUCUAGAAAAUUCUAACCCGUUUGCAGUGGAAAGUGAAAUAGAUCUCAAGAACUCUAAACCUGACCAAUAUUCACAAGAGAUUACUACUCCAAAUGCAAUCAAAAGUGAAGACAAAUAUGUAGGAAAUGAUACAGAUUACCACAAUGGAAUAGCAAGUGAACCAGUAUAUAUAGAAAACUAUCAACACCCACAAAGGAUUACUACUCAAAAUGCAGUGGGAAGUGAAGAGGAAAAUCUAGAAAAUGACCAUCAUGUAAUUGCUAGUUUUACGAACAAACCAUUUUUGCAGACUACUCCAGUAAGUGAUGUGCAGGACACAAGCCUGCUGAAAACUGUUCAUUUUGAUACCUUUCUAACACCCUUGCAGUCAAAACUGCCUGAAAUCCAGUCUGAGGCUUUUGACUUUGCAGAUUUGGAUACAAUGGCUGCUUUGGAUUUGAGCGAUGACCUUGAACCAACCAGAGUUCAGUCCUUCUCUUUGAAAAGUAAGAUGUUUCUUGGGAUGCACGACACUUCCUCCGAAGAGAGGUUUGUAGUAGAUGCACAGCCUCUAAAUAAAGCUUGGCUAGAAGACAUUGAUGGUGUUUGUAAUUCUUGUGAUUCUUCCCGAGUAUCUGUGGUAGGUACAAAUGGAAAAGAUGUUGCAGAAAGUUUGAGCCCUACUUUAUUAUUUGCAAAAAAGUUUAAGCAGUCUGAAACCUUUGCAGAUAAAAGCAAUAGUGCAUCAUACCUUCCGAUAUCUACAGCAAAUUAUUUGAACACAUUUGAAUCCAAUCAAGCAAACCAUAACACCAUAGAAGUGUCACAGGUGGUCCUUCAAAGCAGGUUUGAAAGUCUAGAUGGUGGGGAAGACAAUGAAAUUAGUCCCAUAUGGACCAAUGGGGAUUCCAAUUACAGGGUUAAUGGCGAUCAAACUGGUUAUGUCGCCCCAGCACUUUUAGAGGAGGAUCCUGAAAUUAACCAACAAUUAAAAUUCACCACUCCAUCUGAAUCUACAUCAUCUCUUAAGCAAGAUGGCAUUGAAGUACAGAUACAAACUGGGAAACUCUGGACCAAUGCAGCUUGGGAAGAAUCGAUUGGAACCACAGAUGGGUCUUCUAUCAAUAGAAAUGCGAUAAACUCCUUUGCAGAGAAGAGAGUGGAUGAUGCCAGCCCUCUAGAGCCACUCCAUGAAGACCCAACCUCAAUAGCACAUGCCUUAAACUUCUCUGUUGAUCAGACUAGUGUGUACAGAUCCCACAGAAAUGUUACUCCACUCGUUCAUUUUCCUGGAGAGCAUUUGUUUGAAGUAUCUAUUGAAAUGCAAAUCAAUCGCACAGGAAAAGAGAACUUGAAGGAUUUGGAAAGGACACUCUUGACAUUGUUGGAGAAUCUGAUAAAAGAUGAUUUGAAGGAUUUCCAUCCACCCAAAAGCAUCACUCUGAAAAGAGUUAAAAGGUUGAAAUCAGGUCUUAUGUUCAUAUUAUGGCUGCACUUUGGCUUUGGAGAGAAAAGCAUGCAUGUGUCGAUUCAGUCUUGCUUGCAGAGACUUGUGAACAGGCCUGUGACAAAUCUGGGGAUCAAGAAUGCUCUUGUGAGUUCAGUAUCGACAGAAGAUGUGAACGAGUGCGGUACCGAGAUGCUGCUGUGUGAUGCCCAUGCAGAUUGCUUCAAUGAGUUUGGCACUUACACAUGCCAAUGUCAGGAAGGCUUUGAAGAUUGGUCUCGAGCAGGCUCAGGUGGCACGAUUUGUGUUAAUGUUGCAGGUUCCAGAUCGCCCACCCUUUUGGAAACCUUAACUGGGUUUGGAUUUGUGUUAAUUGUGUUUCUGCUGUUUUUCAUGGUUGUGUUGGCUGUUGUUUAUAAGAGACAGCAAAAAGGGACAUUUGUUGUUCAUUGUGAAAAUCUGGAAUCUGCAGUAUUGCAGCAGUGUUUGCAAACUCACGGCUGUGGACUUCAUCAAAAGGAUUACUUGGUUGAGCCUAAAGAAUGUGACUCUAGAGAAGGCUUGCCUCUUACUCAGUUUAAGUAUUUCUGUGGUUCAGAAAGAAUUGGUGAUGGUAUGUCUGGGAACACACAGGGAGAUGACGUGAGUGUUGUUGACGAACGUGCAAUGUUUUAACUACGUCGGCACUUUUUAUAAUCCUCAGCUAUCCUAUCGCUAUAAGGUACAUGUUGUGUAAUUUUUAGUUUAGUUAUUUUAUUUUAAGUAAUAUUUAAUGUUUAGUCUAUCCAUGUUAAUGCUUUGGGUUCAUAUAGACCGACCAAAAGGUCUGUCCUAAGCAACUUGUUCUAUGGCAACUGGAUUUCGGCAGCAAUUCUGUAAGAAACAAGGUGUAUGUAUGUAUAUGUGUGUGUAUAUGUAUAAUAUAUAUAUAUAUAUAUAUAUAUAUAUAUAUAUAACAAACACAAUCCCUCAUGUUUAAUUUAAAAGUAUAUUAUUGUUUGUACCUUAUGCCUAAAAGUGUAUAGCAUAUGAUACUUGCCUGUGUGUCACAGAUCUGCAUGUAAUGUGUAUUUACCACUAGGGGUCAGACUGUAUCUCCUUGUAUUAGUCUGUUCCUGUCUUCAUUAAAAUCUCAACUGCUGUACUGGUG